UUUAAUCGAUGAAUAUUUAAAACUUUUUUCUAAAUUGUGGGAGAAAAAAUUGCAGGGAUGAGUCAAAGUUGGUUGACUCUAUUGUUGAUGUGGUUGCAAAUGCUUUAGAUCCAUCACUUUUAAGUGUUGCCGACUACCCAGUUGGAAUCGAUUCUCGUGUUGAAAAACUCAGGAAGUUGUUGAGCUUGAGAUCAAAUGAUGUUCUAAUUGUUGCCAUAUGGGGAAUCGGCGGAGUAGGUAAGACUGCAACUGCAAAAGCUAUAUAUAAUCUCAUACAUCGUAGCUUUGACAGCAAUAGCUUUCUUGAAAAUGCCGGAGGAAUUUGGAAGCAAUACAAUGGCCCUAUUAAGUUACAAAGAAGGCUUCUUUCUGAUCUUCUACUUGAUAAAAAUCAAAGCAUUAGAAACUUUCAUCAUGGAAUUGAGGAAAUAAAAUGGCAAGCAUGGUGUCGGAGAGUUCUUCUCGUCCUUGAUGAUGUAGAUGAUGUCUCCCAAUUGAGGGCAUUAGCCAUAAAUCGAGAUUUGCUACAUCCUGGAAGUAGGAUCAUUGUAACAACUAGGGAUCUGUCUACGCUAAGUUCACUUCAAGUGGAUAAGGUGUAUAUGCCUGAGGAGUUGAAUAAGGAGGAAUCUCUUCGACUCUUCAGUUGGCAUGCCUUUAGGAGAGACUGUCCUAUAGAAAACUUUGAGAUCCUCUCUGAGGAAGUCGUUAGUUAUGCUAAGGGGCUUCCUUUAGUUCUUGAAAUUUUAGGUUCCGUUUGUCAGAUAGGACCAUACCAGAAUGGAUAAGAAAAUUGAACAAGUUGAAAAAGAUUCCUCAUAAUGAUGUUCAAGGAAAACUUAGGAUGAGCUUCGAUUCACUUGAUGAUGAACAGAAGGGUUUAUUCCUAGAUAUUGCAUGUUUUUUUGUUGGAAUGGAUCAAGAUUUGCCAAUCAAAAUACUAGAAGGCUGCAGUUUCUUUCCAAAAUCUGGAAUGGGGGUUCUAGCUCGUCGUUGUCUUGUAAGAAUUGAUUCCGAUAAUCAGUUGGCGAUGCAUGAUCUGAUUCAAGACAUGGGUAGAGAGAUUGUCCGCCAAGAAUCCUGUCGAGAGCCCGGAGAACGUAGCAGAUUGUGGUGUCACGAGGACGUUCUUGAUGUAUUGAUAAAUAACACUGGAACCAGACUAGUUGAAGGCCUAGCCUUGAACUUGCCAAGAUCCAAUGAGCCAGAACUGGAUGCGAAGGUGUUUGCAGGCAUGAGCAGACUCAGACUGCUUCAUCUCAGUAAUGUCCACCUAAUUGGAAGCUAUGAAUGUCUCUCCAGAAGACUAGUAUGGCUGUGUUGGAAAAGUUUUCAGUUGAAAUGUAUACCAUCUACCUUGUAUAUGGAUAACAUGGUUGCUAUUGACUUUAGCUAUAGCAGCCUCGAAGAAGUUUGGAGAGAAACCAAGGUUCUGAAAAAAUUAAAAUACCUCAAUCUCAGUCAUUCCUAUUUCCUGACAAAAACCCCGGAUUUUACUGGGCUUCGCAGUCUUGAGAUACUGUUGCUUAACCAUUGUACAAAGUUGGUAGAGGUUGACCAAUCUAUAGGAUGUCUGAAAAAUCUUCUUGUCUUGAAUAUGAAGAAUUGCCAAAAUCUUUGCAAGCUUCCGCGAAGCAUGUUCUUGCUGAAAUGUCUUGUCCAUCUUGAUAUCUCUGUCUGCUCCAAGUUAGGCGGGUCAGCAGUUAUGUCAUGGUAUUCAUCUUUCUCAUCCUUGGUAUCACUAACAAGGAGUCCAGAUUCUAUUGGGCUGUCACCGGCUUCUAUACUGGGAUCAAGUUGCAUUUUGAAAUUGUAUCUUGAAAACUGCAAUAUGUCGUACAUGCCCAGUGAAAUUGGUAGUUUGGUCUCUUUAGAAUGUUUGAAUCUUAGCAGAAAUAAAAUUUCUAACCUACCAGCAUCACUAGCCUUCCUAAACUGAAGGGCCUUUAUCUAAACCAAUGUACUUGGCUUCAAUCGCUUCCAGGGCUUCCAAUAAAGUUAAAGGGGUUGAGUGCAAACUACUGCACAUCAUUGGAAAGAAUAUCAAUUGAAUCAAAAGUGGAUGAAGCACGAUUCAUGACUUUUUACGGUUGCUCCAAAUUAGUUGACAACAAUUUUGCGAAUGAUUUUAGAAAAAUUCUCCUCCAAUGCCA
This is a messenger RNA of Cornus florida, 2153 nucleotides long. Its product is annotated as TMV resistance protein N-like. Lineage: Eukaryota; Viridiplantae; Streptophyta; Magnoliopsida; Cornales; Cornaceae. The coding region runs from base 845 to 1939 and encodes 364 amino acids. The record is from RefSeq and is a predicted model, not a curated record. Gene Ontology annotation, molecular function: protein binding. Gene Ontology annotation, biological process: defense response. The transcript has 3 exons.